AUGUCAGUACAAGAGUUCGUCGAAAAAUUGAAGCAACAAGCACUGCAACAGCAGAUGGCUCAACAAAGAGCCCAGCAAGCCGCACAGCAGGGUGGACAACCACAGCAGGGACAACCGCAACAAGGACAGCCGCAACCUAUUCAACCUGGCCCUCCGAAGCCAGAAGCUCUCGCUGUUGCAAACUUCCUGAAGAACCAAGAUCUAAAGCCGAGAACAUGUAUUCUCAACGGGCAAAGAAAGGAUAUGUUCAAGGUGAAGCGUGCUCUCAGAGCUCUGCAAUCAGACGCAUAUACCAAAGCCCGCAAGAAGAAUCCUCUGCUCCCCGAAAUCACCGACCGCGCGUCCCUCGAAAAUACAUUCAAGCUCCUUCCCAUGUCCCUCCUCGCUCUCCGCGUCUCCAAAGUCGAUCCUCACGAGGGGCACGACCAUGCACCAGGAGCGCACAAAACCAAGCGGGUGAAGGGUCUCUGGACCGUCAAAAUCGAGCAACAGCAAGAAUGCCGAGAAGAACUACACUUUGUCUGGCUUUACGAGGGCGCGCAACUCAAACAAAAGCUAUACGCUAUUGGUGCGCUGGCAGUUGUAUUUGCGAUUGUCAUGUUCCCACUUUGGCCCAUCAAGAUGAGACUCGGUGUUUGGUAUCUGAGUAUGGGUAUGCUGGGACUCAUUGGUCUAUUCUUCGUGAUGGCGAUUUUCAGACUUAUUCUCUUUUGCAUCACGUACUUCGCUGUCCCACCUGGAUUGUGGUUGUACCCGAAUCUCUUCGAGGAUGUUGGGUUCUUUGACAGUUUCAGACCGUUAUGGGGUUGGCAAGAGGAAAAGAAGAAAGGAAAGAAGAAGUCGAAGGCAUCUGGGUCUGCAAACGCAGGCGCUACAAUGGCAGCUAUGACAGGACAACCACUCCCAGCACAAGCGACUACCACCUCAGCGGCACCUCAAAUGCAGACCUCAGCUCCAGUAAACAGAAACCUAGCUCCGAGGGUCGAGGAAGUGUUUGAUGAGGACUAG
Messenger RNA from Mollisia scopiformis, 1008 nucleotides. RefSeq names its product translocation protein. Gene Ontology annotation, biological process: post-translational protein targeting to membrane, translocation. Bases 1 to 1008 code for a protein of 335 amino acids. Gene Ontology annotation, cellular component: endoplasmic reticulum membrane; endoplasmic reticulum. The transcript has 3 exons. The record is from RefSeq and is a predicted model, not a curated record. Lineage: Eukaryota; Fungi; Ascomycota; Leotiomycetes; Helotiales; Mollisiaceae.